GACAUGACAGCAGCUGGGGACAGAGCCAGCCCAGGGCAUCCACGCUCUGGGGAGGAGCUGGAGAGGACAGGCAGGCUUUUUGGGGGGCUGCUGCGAGACAUCCAGAGGAAGGCACCGUGGUACGGCAGCGACUUCUCCGACGCCCUGCACCCUCAGUGCCUCUCAGCAGUGCUCUACAUCUACCUGGCGACAGUCACCAAUGCCAUCACCUUCGGGGGCAUGCUGGGGGACGCAACCGCCAACAUGCAGGGCGUGCUGGAGAGCUUCCUGGGCACAGCCUUUGCUGGCUUCAUCUUCUGCCUCUUUUCGGGCCAACCCCUGACCAUCCUGAGCAGCACCGGCCCUGUGCUUGUCUUUGAGCGCCUCCUCUUCUCCUUCAGCCAGGAUCACAGCCUGGACUACCUGGAGUUCCGCCUCUGGAUUGGGCUCUGGGUGGCCUUUUUUGGUGUGGUGCUGGUGGCCACCGAGGCCAGUCACCUGGUGCGGUACUUCACGCGCUUCACCGAGGAAGGCUUCUGUGCACUCAUCAGCCUGAUAUUCAUCUACGACUCCCUGAAGAAGAUGCUGAGCCUGGCAGAUGCCUUCCCCAUCAACUGGCAGUACCGGCUGGACAACGUCACCUCCUACAGCUGCACCUGCAACUUGUCCAGCCCCGGUGAGCCCAAGGAGCUGUGGGUGGGUGGGGAGCAGGAAGCUGCUGCCCCAGGAUGCCACUGGGAACCUGUUUCCUGGCUGGAUGGGCGAAGGCACUGGAGGAGGAGGCUGUUUAAUCCCAUCCUCACCUGA
This is a messenger RNA of Vidua macroura (Pin-tailed whydah), 786 nucleotides long. Its product is annotated as anion exchange protein 4-like. Gene Ontology annotation, biological process: monoatomic anion transport; regulation of intracellular pH; bicarbonate transport. The record is from RefSeq and is a predicted model, not a curated record. The transcript has 4 exons. Gene Ontology annotation, molecular function: sodium:bicarbonate symporter activity; solute:inorganic anion antiporter activity. Gene Ontology annotation, cellular component: basolateral plasma membrane; plasma membrane. NCBI's taxonomy places the organism in Eukaryota, Metazoa, Chordata, Aves, Passeriformes, Viduidae. Bases 4 to 786 code for a protein of 260 amino acids.